Molecule: messenger RNA, 525 nt
Organism: Pseudomassariella vexata
Lineage: Eukaryota; Fungi; Ascomycota; Sordariomycetes; Amphisphaeriales; Pseudomassariaceae
Exons: 1
Coding region: 1-525 (174 amino acids)
Source: RefSeq, a predicted model, not a curated record
AUGCAGACAUCAGAUCAGACGCCCGAGAUCUAUCGACUGCCGCGUGCCAAUUGCCACACUGGAACCCCAGCUUGGCCUGCACCAGGAAUCUCUCGGAAGCCCACUUGCCCUUCAAUGCCCUUUCUUCUCAGGUGUUUCGCGUGGCAGUCAGGAGUCCCUGGGGGAUCCCCUAAAGUUGGGGGCCCAGGGUCCCGUCCAUCCCUGCUCAAGAUCCCUUCUUCUUUGACAUCUAGCAGGCGAUCACGCACCCCUUCGAGUAGAGACAAGAGACCAGGACUCGUAGAACCCUUGUCAGCCACCCUGCGCAAGCGAGCCGAUUGCUGGCGCCAGCUUGACGAUCAUAUGAAAUUAGCCUUUGUUUCUGGCCAGCCCCAAGGCGUCUUCAAGAAACGUCGUGGCUCCGACCACGAGUCACGAGCUUGCAAGAUUUUUGACUAUCAUCAUCUCGGCCAUGAACUCGAAACUUUAUGUCUCGAUAUAGACUCGACUUCAUCAAGAUCGAUUGCUACGUUCUCAACUCCAUGA